AUGGGAAGACCGCCAAGGAAACAACAAAAGAUUCAGUCGCAAAGUGAAACUUCUGCUUCUUCCACGUAUGAAAAAUAUAAGGAAUUAAAACGCAAGUAUAAAGAAUUAUCCAGGAAGAAUGAGGAGUUGAAUGAACGAUAUGACCGCGCCAUGAGGAAAGCCAAGAAAUGCAGAAGCGAGAGGGACAAUGUUAGUUAUAUAUUGGAACGAAUAGCGGAUUCCUUCGCGGAGCCAGGAUCCAAAAGACUAAAACUUAAUACUUCUGACGCCACCGCCGUUGAUGAUGCUCGCAAUUCCUACAUAAAUAACUCUAAACACGAUUCUCUCGUAAAGAAAGUUAAAAUUGUGAACGAUGUUCAACAAAAAUCCAAGAAAACAUCAUCAGCCAAAAGUAUAAAGCGGAGGCAAGGUCGCUCCAUUGUGAGGAGCAUGAAGGCUCAUCACGUCGACAAGGAUGAGAAUGGUAAUUACAUUCUUCCGGUCGAGUUUAUUGUUCAAGCUGAUGAUGCGCCAGAUCAACCCAUCGUUGCUUCAAGUGCAACUGGCGCUUGGACGCCUGUGAUCAAGCAAGCAAACAGCAUUCGCAAUAGAAAACAUUCGAAUGCCGCUUCUGGUCCAGACUACUUUGGACUAUCGCAGCCAACGAUUCGAAAAAUGAUACAGGAACUGCCAAACUCUGAGAAGUGUGAGAAUUACAUAUUCCAAGAAUUCGAGUUACACAAUCCGAGUAAUAAUGGUCGCGGAAAGCCAAAUCGCAAGAGGGCUUCCAAAAAGUACGACACCAGAGAUUCUUCCCAUGUUUUGAAAGUUCUUAGAUAA
This is a messenger RNA of Acaulospora colombiana, 819 nucleotides long. Lineage: Eukaryota; Fungi; Glomeromycota; Glomeromycetes; Diversisporales; Acaulosporaceae. The record is from the annotation of a GenBank genome assembly.